GACGUGUCAAACUGCGAUAGUAUACAUAUAAUGUGGCGAACAUGCUACAACCGUCCGUGAAGAAAGUGAAACUGAAACGAAAAUGAAGUUAACCCCGCGGCGUUUCGAUCUAUUAUAGAAACGAAUAAACAAUCGGUUACUUAUCUCUCUGAAAAACAAUAGGACGAUAAAGCGUCGCUGAAUUUAUACACCGUGGCCGCGUACAAAUACGCUACGAUGAUGGUGUGGAGCGAGGUUACUGGGAUGGAUUAGGACAACGCAAAACACAAAGUAAAAGACUAUCAAGAAGAGAGGUUGUGUCUCACUUGUUUUCUCUCCUGUUAUGAGCGUGGCGCGCGUGAAUUAGAUACGAAUCUACGUGAUAAUUUCAAUUUCGGCUUUUUUUUUCAAAUUUUUUGUGUCUGCAAUUUUUUUGUAUUGAAAAAAUAAUAAAAAGUGUUGUAAUCAACACGACGAGGGAUAAUUUUACAUUGGUUAUAGAAAGUAACUAAAAGUCGUAAAUAAUGUCGAAUUGAGCAAGUUUAUAUCGGUUACGGUUCGAGUUUCUUAAUAAUACAAAAUCGAAAUGGCGCUACUCGAAGCAAGGCCUUUUAGACCGUUCAAAUCUAGCGAAGAGUAUCUCUACGCGAUGAAAGAAGAUUUGGCAGAAUGGUUGCAAACUAUGUAUCCACAUCUGAAUAUAGCUGUCGAUAAUUUUAUGGAAAAAUUGGAGACUGGCGUGGCCUUAUGUGAGCACGCGAAUGCGGUAAAAGCUCAAGCUCAAGAAUAUGCGGAGAGGAAACAAGCAAAGAAAAUUAUGACGAGAUCUGUGACCGGUUCUCUCGCAGUUGCCCAAGCACUCAUACAAAUAGUAGACGUCAAAUAUUUCAACACGGCCAAACCAGGCACGUUUUUCUCAAGAGACAACGUCAGCAACUUUAUCAAUUGGUGUCGUAAUUCCUUGAAAAUAAUUGAAUGCCUGUUAUUCGAAACAGACGAUUUGAUAAUGCGAAAAAAUGAAAAACAUGUAAUUCUAUGUUUAUUGGAAGUUGCCAGGAGAGGUGCCAAAUUUGGUAUGUUGGCACCAAUAAUAGUCCAAAUGGAACGACAAAUCGAUAGAGAAAUAGCAGCCGAUCAAAGGAAAUCAGGUGUAAAUUUCAACGAAGGAUUAGACAACCAUAAUGGUAUUGACGACGAUAGCGAUAGCGAUAUAGAAGACGAAGAAACCGUUCUUAUGUACGGACCUAUGCCACAAAUCAUUACCAACGACCUCAAAAGCUUGGAUGAGAUGGUUAGGGAUUUAGUUGAAAAAUGUACCUGCCCCACCCAGUUUCCCAUGAUAAGGGUAUCUGAAGGAAAAUAUAGGAUUGGAGAUACCAAAGUACUUAUUUUUGUUAGGAUUCUCCGUAAUCACGUGAUGGUUAGAGUCGGAGGGGGAUGGGAUACACUGUCUCAUUAUUUGGAUAAACACGAUCCGUGUAGAUGUAGAACGCAACAUAGAACUACCCAAGGAGCGAAAUUGGUAAAUAAACCAGGAGCAAUAGAUUUACAUGGAUCCCAUGUUUACUAUGAAAGAUCACAAGCAACAAAUAACGACUCAUUCAAUGUAUGCAACGGUUCCAGUGGUCCUCAUUCUUUAGGUCCCCCGAUGAAUUCUAUAAAUCGAUCUCGAUCUCGUUCACCUAAGAGAUCACUCAGUCCGAAUCUUUCUACGAGAAGAUCCCUGGCGCCGCCUUUAAACAGGUCUAGAAGUCCUACACCGAAUUACACGUCAAAUUUUAAUACGAAACUUUCAUCGAAUAGAAGUCCACAACAUAAAAAUAAUUAUGGUCCACAAUCUUUGCCAAUAUCACUCAAUAGCUAUCGGCCUAAAAAUAUUGUCAGUAGUAUGCAAAUUCCAGUAGAUUCCAAGGUUCUAAAAUCAGAAGUUAGUUUACACGUAAAUGAUACAGAUCAUAGCGACACUACUUCAGAAAUGUCCGAUGAAGGUUACAGAAGCUUAGGUCUUAUACACGAUAGAACCAAACAAAGAUCAUCUCUUUAUAGUCAAAAUUCCACAGAAGAUGCUGAAGAAACUGAGCAUCAAGUUUAUACAGACGACGAUCUUAACGAAUUUGGUCUUAGAAGAACCCACUUUUCGCAAAGAAUUUAUGGGAAUGAUAUGAAAACUACAUUAGAAAAGAAUCUCCAAUCGAUGGAAAAACUUUCGGAAUCUUCAAGUACCUCUCCCGAAACGACAACUCACGAAACGUUAAUUAAAAAGAAAGAAAAAUCAUUUUCCUUGACCAAGGACGACGCACAAAUUAAGAAGAAAUCUUUUAGUAGAACCAACAGUGCAGAAGUUAAAGGAGACAUUCAAAUUCAGAAAAGUCCAAAGAAAACACCGUCCCAAGUCAGAAAGGGUGAUUCUAGGAUUAACACAUGGAGUGGAAGACCUCGACAAUCCAGACCGAGCAUUGGACAAGAUACUUUCGUCCAACCGUUUGCUAGAAACUCACCAGUGCGAAGAAGCGUCUCGGGUCUAACAGAACGAAGAUCUUCAUCUACAAAUACAUCCCCUACAAAAACUAAAUUAAAACAGGAACUUCUACAAGUCGUAUCCCAAGCAAGUUCAGAUGAAGAUGCAGCAUUGCAAGUCCAAAUAUUGCUCAAGAAAUUCGGCAGUUUAAACACUCUAAACGACGAGGACAAAUAUACAUCAUUGGGUCCGAUAAGAAAUUCGCCGGAAAGAAUGUCAAUUAGAAGCCCCAGAAAGGAUUCUCGACCUGAAAAUCAUAUUUCGAGAAUACCGGCUCCGAAAGCUACAAAAUUAUAAAUUUAAACACAGAAUCAAUAGAAAAUAUCAAUUUGAAUAAUUGUUUAUGAAAUAUUUAUGUUGAUAUUUUGAUGUGAAAAUGAAUAAUCUAAUCUAAUCUAACCAGUCCAAACCAAACCAAACUUAUAUCUCCCUGUACAGGCUGGAUGUGGUUCAAGACCGUAAUUCUAAACAAAUUCCCUCUGGAAUUUCCUAUGCAAUAACUAUCAUUUGAUCAUAAAAGCAUUUAUGGUCCAGGAAAAAAUAGGGCCACCACUUUUUUGGACUUUAUUCCAUUCGUAUAUGUGGGUAUAAAUUGGUCAAAUCGUUUCAUCGGAUAUGAACUAAAAUUGUUUAAAUCGAGAUUCUUUUUGAAAUACCAAUUCGCGAAUUUUGGGGCCUUAGAACACAUUAAAACUGUAUUAUUGUCAUUUAAUUAGACCACAAUUCUCAAGAAAAUGAAUGUUUAUAAUCUAUAGAGGUGGUUUUUUUUAUAAUUUACUUUAUUCCCUCAAUAUAUCAAAAAAUAUAAUUUUUUUUCACAUAUUGUUGAUCAUAAUUCAAUUUUUUUACCCUAAUUGAACGAAGGAUUCAUGACUAUGCAAAAAAUAGCUCUGUUUGAAAAAACUAACUUUUCUUUUUCUAUAAAGAAAUUCACCAUGAGUCUCAUGAUAUUGUCAACCAAACCGCAUGUUAAUUUUUUUACCUUCACGCCCUUUUAACCUUGAAAGUUUCUCUUAAAACGUGGUGUCUCUACUCCUACAGGACUUUUUGUUAAUUUUAUUCAAGUUAUGUUCUCAAUAUAUCAAAAAAUAUAAUUUUUUUUCACAUAUUGUUGAUACCAAUUCAAUUUUUUUAUCCUAAUAGAACGGAGGAUUCAUGACUAUGCAAAAAAUAGUUCUGUUUGAAAAAACUAACUUUUCUUUUUCUAUAAAGAAAUUCACCAUGAGUCUCAUGAUAUUGUCAACCAAACCGCAUGUUAAUUUUUUUACCUUCACGCCCUUUUAACCUUGAAAGUUUCUCUUAAAACGUGGUGUCCCUACUCCUAAAGGACUUUUUGUUAAUUUUAUUCAAGUUAUGUUCUCAAUAUAUCAAAAAAUAUAAUUUUUUUUUCACAUAUUGUUGAUCCCAAUUCAAUUUUUUUAUCCUAAUAGAACGGAGGAUUCAUGACUAUGCAAAAAAUAGCUCUGUUUGAAAAAACUAACUUCAUUUUUUCCCUUCACGCCCUUUUAACCUUGAAAGUUUCUCUAAAAACUGAAAAUGUUUCAACUUUAGUUGCAGUUGGGUUAAAUCAAGAUUAUAUACUGAAAUUACUUCAAUUAACAUGUAACAAGUUUAAUAUUUUUUUUUAUUUUCCAUAUAUAGAAUCAUAAUAAUAAUAAUAAUCCAACUAUUUCUUGGAAUAUCAAAGAAAUAAUAUGCCCUUCACUAUAAAUAUCAACAUAUUUAUUUUAUUUAGUACUCGUUUGCAUUAAAUGCAUUUAAUAUUAGCGUAAUAUACUUUUUUGAAUUAAAUUUUAUGCAAAUACACCCAUUAAUGUAUACCACAUUUUGCUCUAACGAGUUAUGUUACAUAAGUUUUUGUUAUUUUGUUUAGAUAUUUAGAAAGAAAAAACAAAGUUUCGCUUUAUUUAAGUUGCCUAUAUGUACCUCUAUCAAGAGGCUUUAAUUUUUAUAUAAAUACCUACCCCUACUUGUUUAAAAAUUCCUAUGGUGCUAUUUUUUUUCAUUAGGUAGGUAGAUAAGUUAGAUCUAGAUUUUUUUAUAUAGAAACGAUACUGACAUUAAUAAAAUAUACAUAGUGUGAACAAAAAUGGCUUAUUACUUGACAAUAAACUAAAAAGCUUUUUAUUCUAGAAAGCUUUUAAUUGCUAAAGCUUAAAACUUCACUUCUACUAGUUAUUAGUUUAAUUAAUAUCAAAAUUUCUUUAUUAUCCAUUUAAAUAUAUUCUUCAUUAGUGAUCUGUUUCAUAUCAGUUUAAAAUUUGCAAUUUUAUUCAAUAUUUUCAUUUAUAUUAAGGAAAGUUUUCAAUCAUCAAAACUAAUAGUUUUUCAAAAUAGAAAUUUCAAGAGAUGAUCAGUUUUGAAGUAGCUUGGACCCUUUCUGAUAAAAUGACUUCAAAAUAUGUUCUUGGUAGCUGCACUGGAACUGUACUGAACUGAACCAGUGCAGGCCAAUUCAUGAGUUCAUGAGAAUUAGUUCGAUGAGAUACAAAGAACAAUAUAGUUUGUAGUAUUUACAAUAAUGGAAAACGAUUGAAUACUUUUUGAUGUAUUACCACCGUUUCCAGAUUACACUUAUUGCACUGCACUGGCUGAACUGACUCUAGACCCAGUGCAAGCAGUACAGUUAACUGGGUGAACUAGUUCUCUUGCACUGCUAAGAAGAACAGUGACGCUGGCGCUGGUUCUGGUACAAAGAAGGCUUUAGUGUGCACAUCCUGAACUAGUUCUGUCAGUGCAGCUACCAAGAACAAACCUAAUAAAAAAUAAGAAGACAUACGUAAUUAUUUAACCACAAUGUUUAUCUUUUCCUUCCACUACAAGAAACCCAUGUGAAGAUAUUCACGGAUUUCUAUUACGAAUAUUUUUUCACAAAAUAAACUACAUUUUUAAAAAAAAUGUUAAUGGAGAUAAGAUUCUGAACAGAAGGUCCAAAAAAUAAAAAGAAAUUAUUAAAUUAUUACAGAGUUCACUUAAUUAGUAAACAAUUGGCUAAAAAUUGUGGUUCAACUAUUUUUUAUAGCCUCAAAAUUAUAGUUUUCUCUAUCACUUCUCCAAUACUUGUUUAUUCUGAAGGAAUUUUAUUUGGUUUAUGAUUAAAUUUUCUCAAAGCAAAUGCAAAUAAUCAAAACAAUUAGCCUUAAAAAACCAUUUUUGUUACUUCUAUUUUUAUACAACAUAAAUACUAACCAGGAAUUUUUAACAAAUAAAAAAUACAUGAAUAUAUGAUAAAGUAUUAAAAUCAGUAUAGUUUCAAAUUUUUUAUUUUAGAAAAAUUUGGACUAGUGAUACUAAAAAUUAGCUGGACAAUUUUGUAACCCUAUUGAUUUUUAACCCUAGAUAUUUAUAUACAAAUUAUUUAGCAAUACAUUUUUAAUAAAUUUCAAA
This is a messenger RNA of Diorhabda carinulata, 5884 nucleotides long. RefSeq names its product GAS2-like protein pickled eggs. The coding region runs from base 566 to 2794 and encodes 742 amino acids. Gene Ontology annotation, cellular component: stress fiber; actin filament; microtubule plus-end. Gene Ontology annotation, biological process: microtubule bundle formation; protein localization to microtubule plus-end; actin crosslink formation. The transcript has 11 exons. NCBI's taxonomy places the organism in Eukaryota, Metazoa, Arthropoda, Insecta, Coleoptera, Chrysomelidae. The record is from RefSeq and is a predicted model, not a curated record. Gene Ontology annotation, molecular function: actin filament binding; cytoskeletal adaptor activity; microtubule binding.